Loa loa (African eye worm) is the source of this 223-nucleotide messenger RNA. RefSeq lists its product as hypothetical. The annotation marks the transcript as partial. The transcript has a single exon. NCBI's taxonomy places the organism in Eukaryota, Metazoa, Nematoda, Chromadorea, Rhabditida, Onchocercidae. The record is from RefSeq and is a predicted model, not a curated record.
GAAAAAAUCUAAUCAAUUUCAAUCUUAUGAAUAUAUACAAGGAAAACCGAUUAUGCAUAUUGGAAGUGGACGACGUUUACCACCUACACCAGUUUUACCUAAUCAGAUAUUAUCCUUGUCGCAAACAGCGCCAACAACAGCAAAUUCAUCUCCAAGAAUGAUAAAAUUGAUGAAUAAUUCGGAAAAUCCUGAACGUCAAUUCAAUUUUCAAAAUACUGAAUUG